Stegodyphus dumicola is the source of this 363-nucleotide messenger RNA. RefSeq lists its product as uncharacterized. Lineage: Eukaryota; Metazoa; Arthropoda; Arachnida; Araneae; Eresidae. The record is from RefSeq and is a predicted model, not a curated record.
AUGAAAGUAGAUAAGAAGGAAAUGUGUCCAGAGCAAAUAAGAACUAUAGCUUUGGAAACAAUUGAGCAACGUUUUCCGGCUGAGGAAUGGAUACAUGUAUAUAUGGAUGGCUCUUUGACCGAUAGGAUUCAGGGGGCUGGAGCUGGAGGGUUUAGCAAGCUUUUCAGUUUCUACAUACCUGUAGGAGCUUACUCCACUCACUUUGAUGGAGAACUGAAAGACAUUCAUGUAGCUCUCCAAACAAUUAUCAUUGAGAUAGAACUCGAUUCAGGAGUUCUGCUUGUACUGUCUGAUUCGACUUCAGCAAUACAGGCCAUCUCCUCUUAUCAAGAGUGUAAGAACGUAUGUGUUCAACAGUGUUAG